This is a messenger RNA of Mytilus californianus (California mussel), 657 nucleotides long. RefSeq names its product bolA-like protein 3. The record is from RefSeq and is a predicted model, not a curated record. Lineage: Eukaryota; Metazoa; Mollusca; Bivalvia; Mytilida; Mytilidae. Bases 73 to 390 code for a protein of 105 amino acids. The transcript is spliced from 4 exons.
AGGGAAACAGGGUUGAAUAUUAAGUACCAGUACGUCCUCUUUUCGGAACAAUUGUUUAGAGGUGAAUCUGAAAUGUUUCGAUAUUUUCGUCUUACACAGUUGACAGCUCUAUGUAGAUCUACACUUAGACAAAGAUGUACAGACGCAAGCACUUUGACCGAAGGAGAACUGAAGAUUGUUAAUGUACUCAAGGAAAAAUUUCCCAAAGCUUCUGACAUACAAGCUUUAGAUAUAUCAGGAGGAUGUGGGUCCAUGUACAAAGUUUAUGUAGAAUCAGUAGAAUUCUCUGGACAGAGAACAUUGAAUCAGCACAGAAUGGUGAAAGAGGCACUGAAAGAAGAAAUAAAAGAUAUGCAUGGGUUAAAUGUAGUGACAAAAGUACCUAGCUGACAUGUACCUUGCUUUAUUAUACCUUGGAGAUUUAUAUUAAUCCAUAUAACAAACAAACACACGGAAUUGUCAUCUAUACUAUGUAUAUAAGGCAAUUCAAAAGUAUUUUGAGAUCACAUAACCGAACAAAUAUUGAUGGAUGCAGCUUUGUAUUUUGAUUUUUUCUUACAUUUUGUAACUUUAUCAUCAGACUAUUUCCAAGCAUUACAAAUCCAUAAAUGCUCUCUUUGUCGCGCAAUAUCAUGAAAAUGAAAAGUGUAUGAAUGU